GGAGUGCUGUUCAAAGGGAACUUGCGAGGGCAAGCUGCUAAAAGUUAUGAUAAAAUUUCUAAGAGAUUGAAAGAUAAAUUUGGAGACGAGUACAAGCUUUUUCUUUUAGUAAAUCCAGAGGAUGACAAGCCAGUGGCUGUUGUAGUUCCAAGAACAACUUUACAACCAGAGACAACUGCCGUACCUGAGUGGUUUGCUGCUGGAGCUUUUGGACUGGUUACGGUUUUUACCUUACUUAUUCGCAAUGUUCCUGCUUUGCAAUCCAAUUUAUUAUCAGCUUUCGACAAUCUGAACUUGUUAAAGGAUGGCCUACCUGGAGCCCUUGUUACUGCACUUAUUCUGGGGGUACAUGAACUUGGCCACUUUUUAGCUGCCAAAGACACUGGAGUUAAACUUGGGGUCCCGUACUUUGUUCCUAGCUGGCAGAUAGGCUCCUUUGGUGCCAUUACGAGGAUAAGAAACAUAGUACCCAAUCGCGAAGAUCUGCUCAAGGUUGCAGCUGCCGGACCAUUAGCUGGCUAUUCCUUGGGUCUUUUGCUUCUGUUUCUUGGUUUUGUCUUGCCUCCCAGUGAUGGUCUU
Molecule: messenger RNA, 579 nt
Organism: Vigna radiata var. radiata (mung bean)
Lineage: Eukaryota; Viridiplantae; Streptophyta; Magnoliopsida; Fabales; Fabaceae
Product: probable zinc metalloprotease EGY2, chloroplastic
Exons: 5
Biological process (GO): proteolysis
Source: RefSeq, a predicted model, not a curated record